GCCGACGAUCGCACAGUCGGUGUUGGGACUCGAUCAAGUCAACAAGUGUAGUUCAAUCAGCAGUGACGAUCAACCGCAAUCAGUGUAAGCUUACCAGAGUGAUCCUGCAUCAGUUCAGGAUGCUGCGCCAGGUUUUGCUUUGCCUGGUGGCCUUCACGGCACUGGCCACAUGCCAGCGUGGCACCGAGGAGGUCCUCAAGUGGCAACAGGUCACCUAUGACGUUCCGGAAAGCGUUGCCGCCAAGACCGAUGGUUACAUUCCGAUAAACAACAUCCCGAUGAGUGGCGUGCACUACAAGAACCGCGUGUUUGUUACGGUUCCUCGGCGUCGCUGGGGUAUUCCGUCCACAUUGAACGUGAUCGACCUCGCGCCUCCAUUCCCUAUGCAGAACCCGGUGCUAAAGCCUUAUCCCAAUUUUGCUCUCAACGAACUUCGCGAUGAUCUACAACCCGAUGAGAACCGUCUGGUGACUGUUUACCGUCCGCGCGUUGAUCGCUGCGAUCGGCUGUGGUUCGUCGACACUGGCAUGAUGGAGAUUCCUAAUAACUUCACCAUUGUUCAGCGACCCUCGAUUUGGGCGAUUGACCUCAAGACGAACACCCCGAUCCAUCGCUAUGAGAUUCCCCAGAAGGACGUCGACAGCGGUUACGGUCUCACCUCGAUCACGCUGGACGUAGAUCCGAACGACUGCGAGAAGGUUUUCGUGUACAUUUCGGACUUGCAGACGUACCGUAUGAUCGUGUACGAUUACCAAAACCGGAAAUCGUGGCGUUUCCUGCACAACUACUUCUUCCUCAACCCACUGGAGGGAGACUACGUCAUCCAGGGCAUUCCGUUCUCGUGGGACGAUGGCAUCUUUUCGAUCGCGCUGAGCAACCCAGACCCAGUGACCAACUUCCGUACGGCCUACUUCCACGCUCUGUCCAGUAACUCCGAAUUUACGGUGUCAACCGCGGUGUUGCGUAACGAAACGGCCGCCAAGCGCGGUUAUCACGGCCAGGACUUCAAACUGCUGGGAUAUCGCGGCGCCAAGUCACAGUCCAGCAUCCACGCGUUGGACCGAGAAACCGGCGUGGUCUUCUUUGCACUUGUACAACAGAAUGCUGUGAGCUGCUGGGACAGUAAGAAACCGUUCGCUCCUCAGAACAUGGCCCUGGUCUACAAAAACGAUAACGACAUUGUCUACCCGAAUGACCUGGCGAUCGACAACGACGGUUACGUUUGGUUCAUGUCGAACUCCAUCAUCAAGCUUUUGUACACCCGGCUGGACUUGAACGAGUUCAACUUCCACAUUUGGCGCGCAAACAUCAAGGAAGUCAUCAAGGGUACCGUUUGUGAUCCGGCGGUGAAGGCCAACGUCGAUGCCGACCAGCGCUUCGGCGAGGGUGGAGAUGGCGAUCGGGUAACGUUCAUCGAGCAUAAGGACAAGUAUGGUCCGGGAGGUGGCCCGUACGGGGGAUGGGGUCAGGGCGAACAGAUGCGCCCGGGGCGUAGACCUUAUUCUUCGAUCAGAUCAUCAACCUCGAACACGGAGAGACCCGAAAGGACGAUCUUCACUAGGGCGUCCUCCGGCUUGGCAUGGGUGAAGAACUCCGCGUUCAACUGCACCAGCUCAGCGCGAGCCUUCACCGUUUUCUUGACGCGGAUGUCAACAACUCCCGCGAUGCUGUCACCGCUGAUACUGCUGGACGAAUCGUCCUCCAUCGACUGCAAAGCGUCAAACCCGUUGGCAAGUGGGAUUGGCUGUGUGGACGCACCAGCCCAGAAAUAUCAAUCUAAAACCAUGAAGACAACAGUAGUUUUUCUUGGCCUAGUAACGAUUUUUCUACAAAACGUUCUUUGCACCGAUUUUCAAAAAGUAUAUCAAUGGAAACAACUUGCGCAUCGGAAACAGGAAGAUACUGCCAGCAGCAAUAUCGUAUUCCGAGAGCAAAUCCUGCCACAACAAUCUUCCUUCAAUGAGACCUUCGACAGCUACAAUAACAUCCCGAUGGGAGUCACCCAUCACAAGGGUCGCUUGUUCAUCACGAUUCCCCGAAGACGACCGGGAGUUCCAGCCACGUUAAACGUUAUCCACAUGGAAAAGGUGGCGAAAGAUGAGCAAAGCCCUCCGUUAGACGCAUACCCCGAUUACAUCAUCAACCAGUUGCAUAAUGAUUACAAGGCCGAUCUUAAGCGAAUCGUGUCCGUAUACCGCUCCAAGGUAGACGCCUGCGACAGGUUGUGGUUUGUCGAUACAGGCAUGCUAGAAUACCCGGACAAUCCGAUCCAAGUUCAACGACCUCAGCUGUGGAUUAUCGACCUGUCCAGGGAUCGUAAAGUGCGGACCUUCGAGAUACCUGAGUCGAUUGUUCAACAGGGAGUGGGGAUGGCCAGUCUUGUCGUAGAUGUGGAGAUCGAAAGCUGUGAUAAAGCAUUUGCUUACAUCCCCGAUUUGGUUCAGGGAGCCAUCUACGUGUACAGUUUCGAGAAGAACCGAAUGUGGUCGUUCAACCAUAGCUCGUUCAGUCAUAAUCCAGAACGCGCCAACUUCUUCGUAGCCGGUCAGCGUUUUCAAUGGGACGACGGGAUUUUCUCCAUAACCUUGGGAAAACGUAACACAACCUGGAGACCCGUUUACUACCACCCCAUGGUUAGCACGUCGGAGUUUACGACUUCGACGGCGACCUUGCAAAACGAAACACUGGCCAACGCAGGGGGCUAUGAAAGCCAUUUCCAAAGUCUGGGAGAACGCGGACCGAACACCCAAUCCACCAUGCAUCACCACGACCCGGAAACGGACGUCAUCUUCUACGCUGAAGUGAACCGGAACGCCAUCGGAUGCUGGAAUACACAGAACAACUUCACGACCGAGAACCAUGACAUCAUACAGCUGGACCACAAAGGACUGAUCUAUCCAACCGAUUUGAACGCGGACGUUAACGGGACUAUCUGGGUGCUGGCGAACAAUCUACCCACGUGGAUCUACUCACGACUCGAUGUGAAUCAAUUUAACUUUCACGUAUGGCGUCAAACGCCCCGGAAGGCGAUCGCGGGCACCAAAUGUGAUUUGUACUAGUUGUGGUGACUUGGGCACAGUGAGCAUUGUGAUAACACUAGAGGGACUUUACAAUUGGCUUUAUUCAAAAACAAAUUUUAUAACUAUGUACUUCUCAUACAAUUAAAUUUGAAUGCAAUUUCAUAAAACCAAAUCAA
Molecule: messenger RNA, 3196 nt
Organism: Culex quinquefasciatus (southern house mosquito)
Lineage: Eukaryota; Metazoa; Arthropoda; Insecta; Diptera; Culicidae
Exons: 12
Coding region: 120-3059 (979 amino acids)
Cellular component (GO): extracellular region
Source: RefSeq, a predicted model, not a curated record